Podarcis raffonei (Aeolian wall lizard) is the source of this 1714-nucleotide messenger RNA. RefSeq names its product potassium calcium-activated channel subfamily M regulatory beta subunit 4 (gene KCNMB4). The record is from RefSeq and is a predicted model, not a curated record. Gene Ontology annotation, biological process: detection of calcium ion; potassium ion transport. Gene Ontology annotation, cellular component: membrane; voltage-gated potassium channel complex. Bases 616 to 1248 code for a protein of 210 amino acids. The transcript is spliced from 3 exons. Lineage: Eukaryota; Metazoa; Chordata; Lepidosauria; Squamata; Lacertidae. Gene Ontology annotation, molecular function: potassium channel regulator activity; calcium-activated potassium channel activity.
AGAAGAAGAGGAGGAGGAGGUGCCGCCUGCCUGCCUGCCUGGGUCCCUCUCUCCGAUUGUCAAUGGCGAGCCCCCCUCCCCGCCCUACACCCCCCCCCCGGAGCGGCUGGGAGGGAGGGAAGAGAUUGAGCAAGGGCAGCGCGGCGGCUCGGGCUCCCUCCUCCGCCGUAAGGCGCUUACCUCGUGGCAGAUGUCGCCAGGCUCCCAGCCAGCUCGGAUCCAGUCGGUGGGAGGCGAGCCGCGAGCCGCCAGACUCCGGGGAAGCCCCCUGUCCUCGGGAGUAGGGAAGCGCAGCGCAGCGCGCCCGGGUCUUUUUCCCGCCUUGCAAGGCCUGUUUGGCGCGCCGCGAGGGGAGCCUCCCUGCCUGCUCGCUGGCCCCAGGCGCCUCCCCCUGGGCUGGAGCCCGGCCAGGGCUAGUCCCGCAGCUGGGAUCGAACGGGAGGCGUCGGGACGGAGCGGGUCUUGCGGGGCUUCCCCGCUCUGGACGGGAAGGAGCCAGAAGCAAAACCCAAACCCCUCGCCGAUUCUGCUGCUUUUCCUCUUCCCGCCCCUCUCCUCCUGCUGCUCCUCCGCCCGCCUUUCCGUUUGGUUCGCUCGCCGCCUCCCGCGAUCCCGAUGGCGAAGAUCCGGGUGUCUUACGAGUACACCGAAGCCGAGGACAAGAGCAUCCGGCUGGGCUUGUUCCUCAUCGCCACGGGCAUCGUGUCUCUCUUCAUCCUGGGCUUCUGCUGGCUCAACCCGGCCCUGCAGGACCUGCAGGGCAAAGCGGCCAACUGCACGGUGGUGUCGGUGCAGCAGGUCGGCGAGCUCUUCGAGUGCACUUUCACGUGCGGCGCCGACUGCAAGGGCACUGCGCUCUACCCCUGCCUCCAGAUCUACGUCAACAACUCCGAGUCCGACGCCCGGGCGCUGCUGCACCAGGACGAGCACGAGCUGCUGGCCAACCCCAAGUGUUCGUAUAUCCCUCCCUGCAAAAGAGAAAACCAGAAGAACACUGAAAAUGUAAAGCUCUGGCAGGUUUACUGGGAAGAUGAAGUUGGCUCUCAGCCUUUCACGUGCUACUUUAAUCAACACCUCAGACCGGACGACGUACUGUUACGACGCACACACGACGAGUCGGUUCUUUUGCACUGCUUCCUUUGGCCGGUGGUGACGUUCCUGGUUGGGGUCCUCAUUGUGGUCCUCACCAUAUGUGCAAAGAGCUUGGCUGUCAAAGCAGAAGCGAUAAAGAAAAGGAAGCACUCCUAAGUGGUUCACUUUCCUUGGACGAAAGCGGAGGGGAUUUUGUAGGAGGAGUGCCAAAUGCAAUUGACAGGCACUCCCGUGGCGCUUCCCAGCGAUGCCCGUUCCCAGUGUAUUGCCAGCUGUUGGUCUUGCUGAUGCCUGAAGAUUACUCUUAGGUUGACCACGCUGUGAAUUGUUAGCUAGCUGCUUCUGCCACUAAAGAAAGCAAAAUGUGUCUAUUCCAAAAAAAAUGAUCCUAAGCUGCACCAAACUGGCUGUACUGCAUUUUAUGAAAUCUGAACGAUGGCUCUUCACUCCAGGUCUUUUGAUGGACUGAAGGACAGUUUCUUGGGGGGAGGAUCCCCCAAAGUGUGGUUGACUUCAUCUUAGCAAAAUGAUCUUUCUUACCAUUAUUAUUUAGUAUUGAAUAUUUAUUAUUUCCUUUCUCAUAGACUGUAUUUCUGAAAUAUUAAAAAGUGGUUGGUUUUUA